AUUAUCCUACAUGGUCUCGCGCCAUGAGGAUGGCGCUUGACGCCAAAAACAAACUUGGGUUCAUUGACGGAAGUAUCGCCAAACCUGAGGAUGUUGCAACCAAAUUUCAUCAAUGGACCAGGUGUAAUAGUAUGGUUCUAUCUUGGAUUGUUAACGCUCUCUCUCCCGAGAUAUCCAAUAGUGUUAUCUAUACCGCUACAGCACGUGAAGUUUGGGACGAUCUCCGUGAAUGUUUUUCUCAAAAGAAUGCUCCUAGGAUAUUUGAGAUUUGUCGCACCAUUGCCAAUCAUACACAAGGUAACUCAUCCAUAGCCUCUUAUUAUACUGUUUUGAAAGGUUAUUGGGAUGAGUUAUCUUCGUAUAUUUCGUUAACCUCUUGCACUUGUGGAGCUUCUCAAACUAGCAUGAAUCACAUUCAAGAAGAGCAUCUCAUGCAAUUUUUGGCUGGGCUGAACGAAUCUUAUUUUGGGGUUCGUAGUAACAUGCUUCUUCAGGAUCCUUUGCCGACUGUCAAUCGUGCCUACUCCUUGCUCUUACAAGAUGAACGCCAAUGUUCUCUUCAACCUGUAAUCACAACGUCUCUUGAUCAAUCUGCCAUGGCAGCCAAUCGAUCGCAAUCUCAGAAGCCAUUUUAUCAUUGCAAAUUUUGUGAUGCCGACGAUCACUCAGAAUCUCGUUGUCGCAAAAAUCUUGCCAGCAAAAAUUAUAUGUUUUGCAAAUUUUGUGAUACUGCGGGGCAUACAGAGUCUCAUUGCAAAAAGAAGAAUGGUACUGCCAAGACCAAUUCUCCUUCCUCACGUACUCCCUCUAUUGGUUCUUUUGUCGCAGCAACCACUAGCACUCCAGCUGCACCAACUCUAACUCACGAACAAUACACUCAAUUGAUUGCCAUGUUGCCAUCCAGUAAAAAUAAUUCAAUGGCUAAUGUCGCAGGACCUAAGUUCGAAGAUGGAGAUUGGUAAGGGAUUGGAACGUGGUGGUCUUUAUUAUUUGGCUCCUGACGUACCAUCCAUUGCUAAUUCCGCUGUUGCUUCCCCGAGUUUCAAUCUAUGGCACUGGCGCUUAGGUCAUCCAUCUAAAUUUAUUCUUCCCCACCUACAAAAUUUUCAUUCUGAAAUUUCUAUUCCUAAUAAUCAUGUUUGCACCAUUUGCCCUUUGGCUAAACAUUGUAGACUUUCUUUUCCCUCC
Molecule: messenger RNA, 1188 nt
Organism: Prunus avium (sweet cherry)
Lineage: Eukaryota; Viridiplantae; Streptophyta; Magnoliopsida; Rosales; Rosaceae
Source: RefSeq, a predicted model, not a curated record